AUGUAUACCAACACCAUGACCGCCAAGGAGAUUCAUGAGGCCUUGGAAAAGAAAUACAAAUUAGAAGAAGAAUGUAUAAAGAAAUUCCUUUAUAUAGAAUUUAAGUUUCAUGAUAAUAAACCCUUUCUCCCUCAAAUUCAUGAGUUGCAAUUUGUUGUGAAUAAAUUUUCUACACACGAUAUUGUAUUCACGAAACAAUUCCUUGUUGGUGCCAUUAUUGCCAAGUUACCUUCUUCUUGGAGAGGCUUUAGGAAGAAAAUACUCCAUAGGAAUAAGGAUAUUUCAUUGGAGGAAAUUCUCAAACACUUAAGAAUUGAGGAGGAAUAUUAUUCUAGAGAUAUAAAUGAGGAGUCUAAUGGAGAGACUUCCAAGGCCAAUGCGAUGGCUAACCCUCCUAGCAAGGGCAAAGGAAUUGGUAAGAACAAGGGCAAGGGUCAAACAUCGUUCAAGAGGAACCAAAACAAUGAGGCAAGAGUUAAUUCAACCCAAGAUGAGCUAGUGGCAACACUAAGUAAAGUUAAAGUCAUUCAUGGAAGAACUCUUUUAAAGACCUUUGAAUCUUUAGAAGAAGGGCAUGAAAUACAAAUGGGCAUAGAGAAAAGGUCCAAGGUUGAAGGAAUGGGAACCAUUGAUUUGUUCUUCAAAUCCUGCAAGAAAGUGCUACUCACCAAUUCUUUUUAUGUACCGGAAGUGAGUAGAAACCCUGUGAGUGACAAUUCGAAUGGAAAACCAUAA
Molecule: messenger RNA, 735 nt
Organism: Humulus lupulus (European hop)
Lineage: Eukaryota; Viridiplantae; Streptophyta; Magnoliopsida; Rosales; Cannabaceae
Exons: 3
Coding region: 1-735 (244 amino acids)
Source: RefSeq, a predicted model, not a curated record